Molecule: messenger RNA, 379 nt
Organism: Parasteatoda tepidariorum (common house spider)
Lineage: Eukaryota; Metazoa; Arthropoda; Arachnida; Araneae; Theridiidae
Source: RefSeq, a predicted model, not a curated record
CUUUUGAUCCUGAUACUGGCGACACAAUCGGAAAAUUCAUGGAAGGAAAUGGUCUACAUGACAUCGAGAAAUGUUCCAGUAUGACUCAUUCUGAUCCAAGCGACAAAAAAUCAGCUACUCUUAUCUGGAUUGCACCAGAUGACAAAUCUGGUAAAGUAAAUUUCAGAACCACUGUUGUCAAGGAAUUCAACAUGUUUUGGGUGAGAAUGUUGGCCAAAGUUGAACCACUCCCGUUUUCUGCUGAUCAAACUUCAGUUGACAAAGUUGACAGUUCGUGAACAUACAUAAAAACAGAAAAUAAAGCUUUUAUUUAGUACUUAUCAAUAAAGGUUUAUACGACUUUCUCGUAAAUAAAAAUAAAUAUGCUUUAUUUUCCAAA